AUGAUUGUCUUUCUUGAAAUGGUGGCCAAGGAGCAAAAAGUCAAGCUGUUUGUCGAUUGGCACUCUUACUCGCAGCUCGUCAUGUCUCGAUACGGAUACAACUGCGACAAAAAGCCAGCCCGCGACGCCGACCUCAUGGGCCUAGCAAAAAGCGCCGCUGACGCCUUCGGCAAAGCCAAAGGCGCACAGUAUAAAGGCAGCCGCGCUUGUGAAAUCAUGUAUGUCACCUCUGGCGGCAGCACACAUUUCGUCCUGGAGAAGAUUGGCGCCGAGUACAGCUACACGCAGAAGUUCCGCGACAAGGGCCAAAAGGGCCUUCAUAUUGCCCCCGAGCGGGAUCAAGCCCAGCGCCGAGGAAUCCUUCGCCGGCGCACUGCACAUGAUGGAGAAUGUCAAGUAACUAAGUUCGGAUAG
Molecule: messenger RNA, 414 nt
Organism: [Torrubiella] hemipterigena
Lineage: Eukaryota; Fungi; Ascomycota; Sordariomycetes; Hypocreales; Clavicipitaceae
Source: the annotation of a GenBank genome assembly